This is a messenger RNA of Wickerhamiella sorbophila, 3810 nucleotides long. Its product is annotated as Superkiller protein 3. Gene Ontology annotation, molecular function: protein binding. The transcript has a single exon. The record is from RefSeq and is a predicted model, not a curated record. Gene Ontology annotation, cellular component: Ski complex. The coding region runs from base 1 to 3810 and encodes 1269 amino acids. Lineage: Eukaryota; Fungi; Ascomycota; Dipodascomycetes; Dipodascales; Trichomonascaceae.
AUGGCCACUUUGAAGGAAGCGCGAGCUGCGCUGGCCGAAGGAGAUGCUCAAAGGGCUUUAGAGCUUGUACUGGAUUAUGAGGAGUUGGUCGAGGAGAAUUUCAACAGCCUUUUGUUGAAGGGCACCUGCUAUCAGAGGCUCGGUAAACAGGAGCCAGCAGAGAAGGCACUUGCAAAGGCGUCUAAGUUGCAGCCAGAAUCUCUGUACCCGCUGAAAGGUUUGAUUUUGGUUUAUUCCGAUAUGAAAAAUUAUCGUAAGAUGUUGGCUACUUUUGUCAAAAUCGUGAACGCAUACGAGGUAACUGAGGACAUCACGGCAGCUUCAAAUGAACUGUCCCAAGUUUCACAAAAGAUAAGAUCUUCGAAUGACACUGCUGCAAAGACUGAACUGCUGAAGUUACAACUACCGGGAUCUCCAAUUUACGAGUUUCUCAAGGGACGCAUUCUCCCUCCAGCUCUGGCCCUACAGAAGCUCACCAAAGAAGAAAAGAAAAGCCUUGAUGAAAAACUUUCGAAAAUCAAGGCGCGGGCAAGAACAAGUAUUUCAAUGACGCACGAAAAAGUGCUCGCAGAACAACGUGCGGUCUACGCUGGCAGUGAGCUCGCCAAAUUAUACAGAGAUCUACUUGCAGUUACAGAUGAUGAUAAUGCUCGUCGUGAUUGUGAAAUCGAUCUCAUGAAUUUAUUGCUUGCUCAACUGGAAGUUCAAACCCCGGCUAAAAAGGCUCCAUUGGUUUCUGAAAUCCGUGAUUUGGCGGAUGGUGCUGUUCUGUUCCAGCCAGGCUCUUCGCCUCUAGCUUAUAAUAUCCACUGGGAAUGGGCAGAUAUCGCUACCUAUGACCAGCUGGAUAGAGAGACUAUUGACAAGUUUAUGGAGUAUUUCCCCGACGAGGGUUUGGCUCUGGGCUUCAACGCAUUUCUGCAUUCGUCGCUAUCACCUUUCCCGGUGCCUGAAGGAGAGGAGCAAUGGACGCAUCAAGAGAUCUCUACUCACUUCUCUGAAGCACUCAAGGCUGGUGCAAAAGACAGCGUCUUGGCUUUGCGGAUGUAUGCUGAUUUCAAUGCUUUAAGUGGCGAUUGGGAACAAGCAGCUCAGUUGGCUAACGAAGCUCGCCGUUUACUUCAAUCUAAACAAGAGUCUCAAGGUAUUGACCUGUCAAGCACAAAAACACAUCUUUCGCUCAUCCUUGGUACUGCGUAUGUUUACUAUCAAGCUCCUAAGCAUUUCAGUCUUGCAGAAUCACUAUUUGAUCACGUUCUUAGCAGUCCCCAAACUGACCUUCAUAUCGAGGCUCAGGUAGGAUUAGCUUUGAUCCGAAUGGAGCAAGGUCACGCCGAUGAGGCAAUAAAAACUCUUCAGACAGUCGUUGAAAAGCAUCCAGAUAUGGUUCAAGCCAUUAACCCCUUGGCACGCUGUGAAAUUGAAAAGGGAAAUCAUGAACGAGGCCGAGAACUUCUAGAGUCAGGACUAAGCCAGCUCAAUGGUACCUCUCAAUAUAUUCAGGAGGUUCGUGCCCAAAUGAAAUGGAGGAUGGGUUAUUCUUAUUGGCUCGAGGGCAACGGUCAAGCUGCCUUUGAUAUGUUUGUUGCAACCCUUCAAGAAUCACCCAGCUAUGCGCCGGCUUUCACUUACUUGGGUUUGUUCUACGACAGCCAAGGAGAUUGGGUCAGAGCCCAAAAGUGCUUUUACACGGCCCUCGAAAUCGAUGCAGCCGAGUCUAUCGCCGCCGAGAAGCUGGCUACCAAGUUCGCUGAUGAUGGUGAGUGGGAUCUCGUUGAGAUUGUCGCUGCACGUUUACUGGAAAGUGAUCGUGGCAGUAUUCCUGCAUGGCCUUACCGUGCGAUGGGCAUUGUGUCUCUGGCUCAACGUGACUACAGUGCCGCUGUGAAAUACUUCCAACACUGUUUGCGGUUAGCCCCCACUGAUGCCAAUUCUUGGGUCGGGUUAAGUGAAGCUUAUAUUCAUUCUGGUCGCUAUGGCAGUGCUAAUAAAGCCUUGGGCCGUGCUCUAGAAUUGGACUCGUCAAGCUUUUCUGCCCUCUACAUGUUGAGUUUGGCACAGGGAGAGACCCUCCAGUUCAGUGAGGCAGUAAACAGCUUGAAACGUGCUAUGGAACUUGCUCCCGAUAGUGUUGCACUCAUAGGCGCCCUCGUCAACAACCACAUCAAAGCGAGUACCUACUUCCUCUCAACAUAUCGUCUUGGUGAUGCGGUUGAUCAUGCGCGCCAAGCUUUGGAAACCGCGGCUGAGUACUUGCAGCUCAAUCCCGAGUCCCAUAGUAUGUGGAAUGGUGUUGCCUUAGCUUGUGAUGUUGUUUUACAAGCUCAAGGGCAUGCUGAUCGUAUUGAUCCUGGCGUACUGGACACGAUUGCUCUAGCGCUGGAUGCUACUUGCCCGAGUAGCGUGGAGAAUUUGAUGAUCCUCGCUCUUGAGCAAGCGUUAGAAUUGGCAGGUCCAACCCGGGGUGGUAAAGCCGCUGCUUGCUACAAUCUAGCUUCUGGAUACCAUCGUUUAGGACAGAAGUCAAAUGCGAUUGAACAGCUGAAGCGUGCCUUGACUUUGGAACCUCAUAAUUCCUCAUUCUGGAACCUCUAUGGUGUCGUUGUGGCUACCAGUAACCCUCGAGUUGCCCAGCACUGCUUCAUUCGAAGUCUGAGUCUCAAUGGUCGAUCAUCCACAGCUUGGGCAAACUUGGGCAUGUUAUACCUUGACCAAUCGGAUGUUGAGCUAGCCUCAGAAGCAUUUGAUCGUGCUUUGACAGUUGAUCCUGAUGCUGAAACUGCUUGGCUGGGUCAAGCAAUCCUCGAGUUCUUGCAGGGUGAAAAGUCUUCUUCCCAUAUUAGUGGUUUGUUUGAGCACGCAUAUUUGGUUUCUCCUGGCCCCAGCAAGGUAUCUAAGCUUUUGUUUGGCUUGGCCACUUUCCACGAAAGCAAGGAAACAGGCCAAAAGCCAAGCGGAAAUGGAAUCGGAGCUUUGGAACAAUUGCUAAGGCUGCAACCUGAACUUGAGCAGGCUUUGUUGGUUAUGGGGCUUCUUCUGGAACGCUCUGGUGAUUACCAUGAGGCUAUCUCUCGAAUGUCUGAUAUUCCGCCCUCCCCAAAUACCCAUAGCCAUUUGGCUCGCUUAUACCUUGCCACAAAUGAUUUUGAAACCGCUAAAGCAGAGGCCCAAGCUAGUUUGGAAGGUGAUGCUGAUGAAAACGUUCAUCUUUGUGCCAUGCUUGUGCAGGGAUUGGCACACUACUUUUUGAACGAAUUUGAUGAAGCUCUGGAUCUGUUUACCGCUGCGUUGGAAUUCUCGGACCAAGCUCAAGACGUCGUGGUCCUACUUGUUCAAGUAUUGUGGGCUCAUGGUGGCGAUGAUGAGAGGCAGGUUGCUAUUGACAAUAUCUAUGACAGCAUGGGCACCCAUGGCUCAAACUUGAGAAUGGUGCUACUGCUGGGUGUUAUUGGGCUUUUGGGCAACGAUCAGGAUGUUGUGGAUGCAAUCCGAGAUGAAAUCAAUGGGCAGUCGGUCGCUGAGUUGGCAACCGACAAAGAGUACUCAGUUCCACUGGUCUUGUCACGUCUGGAAAACAGCCAAGAACCGUUCCAUCGGGCCCUCUUCCGUAACCCGGCGGCGUACGCCCUGUGGAAGAGAGUUGACCCGAAGCAAGCUCUUCGGGUGUCGGCAAGUACCUCGAAUAUCAGCUGUCAACAAUUGAGCGACGCCUAUGCCGCAGUUGUCACCCCGGAGAAUGCUCAGCGGGCUGUCUUUUAUUCUCCAGGUUCAAAAACUGCCUGGCGGGCUUUGGCAUCAUCAACUAUAUAA